Gymnodraco acuticeps is the source of this 4180-nucleotide messenger RNA. RefSeq names its product Rho GTPase activating protein 12b (gene arhgap12b). Gene Ontology annotation, biological process: signal transduction; regulation of GTPase activity. NCBI's taxonomy places the organism in Eukaryota, Metazoa, Chordata, Actinopteri, Perciformes, Bathydraconidae. Gene Ontology annotation, cellular component: cytoplasm. The record is from RefSeq and is a predicted model, not a curated record. Gene Ontology annotation, molecular function: protein binding.
AGAGAGGCGGGGGAUUGCGAACACACCGACUGACUGGAGGUCUGCUGCGGACUUAAUCGGAGAAGCACACACUGAAUUAGGGCGAAAAAGUUGCUUCUAACUACCCAUACGGCCGACACAGAACACAGAGAGACACCUCUGGAGUUUCUAAAGCCCAGCAGUUCCCCACAAGUCGGACAUGAGGUGCCCUCCAGGCCUGGGUCGCUGAGCAGCUGAGGUCAAGGUUCAAGUGCUUGUUCCGGCAGUCAUGGCUGACAAGGACGGGCCGCCCAUCGCCCCGGGCCAGGUCUACAUCGAGGUGGAGUACGACUAUGAGUACAAGGCCAAAGACAAGAUGGUGGCCAUCCGCCAGGGGGAGUGCUACAUGCUGGUGAAGAAGACUAAUGAGGACUGGUGGCAGGUGAGGAAGGAGGAGGGCACAAAGGCCUUUUAUGUGCCGGCGCAGUACGUCAGGGAGGUGCGGCGGGCGCUCAUGCCCCCUCAGAAGCCCACCUUAAGGGCCAAGCCCACCGUUUUGGAUAUCCGCCGGGCAUCCGAUGAAAACCUCAACCGACCCCAACCGGAAAUGUCCAGCUUUGGGCGUCCGUCGCCUUCCUCCACCCCCUCGCCGUCCUCGGAUCGUGUCUCCCCGCCGGCUCUGUCCAAGGAUGCUAACCAGAACCUGGGGAGUCCCCAUCACUGCAAGAUGGUAGCUGAACUGGUGCUACUUCACAACAACAACAACCACCACCACGCCAAUAAUUCAACGUUGCCAAGGACACGGGCAGACUCGCCUCCGCUCAAAGUAGGGAACAACCACAACAAAAGUCCAGAUAGUGACAAGACCUCCCCUCUGAGCAACCCGCCAGGAGAUCGGCUGAACAAGCUCCACAACGACUCGGAGUCUGGGGAUGAGCUGAGCAGCAGCUCUACAGAACUUAUGCAGACGACGUCCCCUACAGGUCAGGGCCGCUCCGACUCGCCGGUCUACACCAACCUCCAGGAGCUGAAGAUCUCUCAGUCCAGCCUGCCCCCCAUCCCCUCCAGUUCCCCUCUCCACAUCCUGGGCGAGUGGGAGACCCACAAAGACUUGAGCGGCAGACACUUCUACUACAACCGAGGCUCCGGAGAGAGGACCUGGAAGCCCCCCCGCACCAGGGACACCAGCGGCAGCACCAGCAGCUUCAGGGGAGACAGCCAGGGCACAGCGGAGAGCGAGCCGCUGUCCUCAGAGGAAAACUGUCACAGCACCCACUCCAGUCAGUCUGACAGCCAGUACGGGUCCCCCCCUAGAGGCUGGUCUGAGGAGCUGGAUGAGCAUGGACACACUCUCUACAUCUCUGAACACACACAGGAGAAGUGGAUAAAACAUGUGGAUGAACAAGGCCGGCCCUACUACUACAGCGCUGAUGGAUCCAGGUCAGAAUGGGAACUGCCCAAGUACAACAUGUCCCCUCUGUCCGGGGAGGUUCCCAAGAGUCGCAGUCUGGAGAGGAAGCAGCAGGACCCCAUCGUGCUCACCAAGUGGAGACACAGCACCUACGUCUUAGACCUCAACGACAAGGAGUGUGCUCCGGCGCCCAAGCAGAGCCCCCCCGACUCUGACUCCUGCCCCUCAUCUCCUAAGCAUCCCUCGACCCCCUCGGAGAAAUGCGGAGUUCUCAAUGUCACCAAAAUCACGGAGAAUGGAAAGAAAGUCAGGAAGAACUGGACCUCCUCGUGGACAGUGCUGCAGGGGUACUCUCUCCUCUUUGCAAAGGGUCAGGGGGGCAGCACCAGCUGGUUUGGGGGCAACCAGUCCAAGCCGGAGUUCACGGUGGAUCUGCGGGGGGGGUCGGUGGACUGGGCCUCUAAGGACAAGUCGAGCAAGAAACACGUCAUCGAGCUGAAGACUAGACAAGGAACAGAGCUGCUGAUCCAGUCAGAGAUCGACAGCGUAAUCAACGACUGGUACCGGGCCCUCACAGAGACCAUCAACACACACGCCUGGGAGUCGGAUGAGGCCAUUGAGGAGGACAUGCCUGAGUCCCCAGGAGCUGAGAAGCAGGACAAGGAGAAGGACCACCGGGACUCCAAGAAGAACAGAGUGAUGAAGACCUCUGUGAGUAUGGACUCAUCAGACCAGAAGAAAACCAGGUUGAAGCUCAAGAAGUUCCUGACGCGUCGACCCACAUAUCAGGCUGUACGAGACAAGGGAUACAUCAAAGAUCAGGUGUUUGGCUGCAGUCUGACCAGUCUGUGCCAGAGGGAGAACACAUCGGUACCCAACUUCGUCACCAUGUGCAUCGACCAUGUGGAGAACACAGGUCUCAGUAUUGACGGCUUAUACAGAGUGAGCGGGAACCUGGCAGUGAUCCAGAAGCUGCGCUUUGCUGUGAAUCAUGAUGAGACAUUGGAUCUGAAUGACAGUAAGUGGGAGGACAUCCACGUCUGCACCGGAGCUCUGAAGAUGUUCUUCAGGGAGCUUCCCGAGCCGCUCUUCACGUACGGGUCCUUCGAAGACUUUGUGGAGGCCAUCAAAUCCUCAGACUACAACCAGCGAGUGAACUCAAUCAAAGACUUGAUAAAUAAGUUGCCAAAACCCAACCACGACACAAUGCAAGGCCUCUUCGAACACCUGCGGAGGGUAAUUGAUCACGGGGAGGCCAACCGCAUGACCACCCAGAGCGUGGCCAUCGUGUUCGGACCCACGCUGCUCCGGCCCGAGACCGAGACGGGCAACAUCGCGGUCCACAUGGUGUACCAGAACCAGAUAGUGGAGCUCAUACUGCUAGAGUACGAAAGCAUCUUCGGCAGGUAGAGGCACUCAGAAUACGUGCCGGACUUUCAAAUCACGGACUUCUUUUUCCUUCCCCCCUUUUUUUCUUUGACUGAACUGAACAUUGCUGUGGACCAAGCAGUUGGGAGAGAAAAAAAAUGACCUCCAUUGACAGGACAGUUUUUCAAAAGUGUUGCACUUACAGAAGUUUUGGAGAUGAAUAAAAAAAUAAAAGGUGUACAGAUUUCACCUGCUUCUUAAUGGACAGUGUUUGGAAGUGAUGACGUCCGUGUCAUUUUGGUGGAUUUGAGUAUUCAGGUGUUUUCACAUACACUGGAUCCCUGUGGCCAGUAUUUCAAGGGGGGGAUGGGGGGGGACCCUUUGCCUCCUGGUGGAGCCGACCAGACUUUGGCACACCGCGGGGGGCCGCGUGGCAUUAUUAGCCAAACCUCAUCACCUCGGAAUGAGCUGAAUCUGAACUGGAUAGGUUGUUUUUUUUGUCUGUGUCGUGGAGCUUCGUCUGUGAUGUACAAACCAUGUGUGGUUUUGGAUCAGGUGGUAAAAAAAUAAUCAGUGUUAUGUUAACGGACUGUCUUUUUUGGCACUUGGAUGAACUGGAGUUACAGAUUGUGUCCCCAACUUACCUUAAUGACACCGUCACGCCCUGUCCCUCACCCACCCCCCCCUACCCCCUUUUCAGCCAGUGUAAACCAUUAACCCUGUGACUUGCGCGUCCUGUGACUUGAAUGAAUGAGGACAAACCCUCCGUCUGUCUGUGUGUGUGAGUGAAUUAACCUAUAUGGAAUAAAACCUGAGCAGAAGCAUCCUCGUCUUGCCACUUUGUACAAACUGUGUGUCGUGUAGUCUUACGUGCUUUGGUAAAGUUUCCGUUAAGCUGCCGGCGGUCAUCGUCUGUGCUCCUUUUAUCCUGGUGUUACUGGAAAAAAGUGGAUUUCUGGGGGGAAUGCAAUGUUACCAAUUUGUACAUGAAUUGUCUCUAACAAAUCGGCUUGAUGACCCUUCUCUUCGCCUAAGCUAAUAUUAAAGAGUAUUCAGAGAAGGGAAAAGGUACUGAGAAUAAGUCUAAGCUCGAUGUAUGGAAGUGUGUGGGUGUUCAAAUGAAAAAAAGAGCCUUUAAAAAAACCUUGCAAAGCAUAUGUACAGCGACAGAAGCUAGUUGUUUAAAAUGUGUUAUAGUGACUGAGGUAUGUAUGCUUUGAUGGUGAACUAGUGAAAGAUUUUGAUUUUGUAAAUUUGAAUGAAAAAAACAUGACUAUACACAGAUUGUGAAAAAAACAUACACAUGAUCGACUGUUAUUUUUGUUUGAAGGUGUACCUGGAGUGUUUUGCGCAUGGUCAGCUGCACAUUUUGAAUGUAAUUUCCAGGCUAACUGCUGUUUGUGAAACUGCUAUGUCUAAUAAAAAAGACAAACUAAAUGUUCA